Molecule: messenger RNA, 1775 nt
Organism: Pteropus alecto (black flying fox)
Lineage: Eukaryota; Metazoa; Chordata; Mammalia; Chiroptera; Pteropodidae
Gene: ITGB1BP2
Product: integrin subunit beta 1 binding protein 2
Exons: 11
Coding region: 549-1595 (348 amino acids)
Source: RefSeq, a predicted model, not a curated record
ACUGGGCUCUGGAAGGACAACCCUUUGUGCCCCUUCGCCUAAAGGAUCCGUCGUCUGGAGGGUGGCCGCAUCCUGUGGCUAAAGUGACCCAGGUCCGUGCUUGUGACAGUACACGUUACUUGAGGAUGGAGUGGGGGGGCUGUUGCCCCACAAGGGCAGAUGGGCCGGAGGGAUCGGGGUGCCCUCACUGAGCCGGGAGGGGUCUCCGCGUUGGCACUCGUUUCCCAGCAGCUGCUGGCCCGUCAGGCUUGGCACUGCAGUCGACCGAAAAGUGCCUCAGCCGUGCGGAGCUGACCUCACCCCAGGCCCCAGCCCUGCGCUGCCUGCUCCUUUUCUCAAGCCUCAGAGCCGAAAUCCCGAGCUGUCCCCAUUGGCCAGGAAGAGCCAAAGACGUUCCCUUGCCCAUGUUAGGAGGUGGCCGCCUCCCGAACUAAAGAUAGACACAGCUGGCCCUCGCGGGCAGCUAAAAGCCUGCAGACCUAGAGGUGUGCCCCACUCGGCAGCCAGGCUCCUUGAAAUACCCUUUCAGUAAUCCUCCCAACGCCUCCAUGUCUCUGCUGUGCCAUAACAAAGGCUGUGGGCAGCGCUUUGACCCCGGUGCCAACCUCCCUGAUUCCUGUUGCCAUCACCCCGGGGUCCCAAUCUUCCAUGAUGCACUUAAGGGUUGGUCCUGCUGCCGGAAGCGCACCGUAGACUUCUCUGAGUUCUUAAACAUCAAGGGCUGCACUGUGGGGCCGCACUGUGCUGAGAAGCAACCUGACGCCCCUCAUCCUGAGGACCCGGCCACAAGCAGUUCGCUUCAGGAGCAAAAACCCCCGACUACCAUUCCAAAGUCAGCAGAGACUUUGCGCCGGGAGAGGCCCAAGUCAGAGUCGCCUCCAAAGCUGCUUCCGCUAAAUAUAUCCCAAGCCCUGGAGGUGGCAUUGGAGCAGAAGGAGUUAGACCAGGAGCCCGGGGCCGGACUUGACAGGAGUCUGAUCCGGACUGGUUCCAGCUGCCAGAACCCUGGCUGUGAUGCCGUUUACCGAGGGCCCGAGAGCGAUGCUGUCCCGUGCACUUACCACCCAGGAGCACCUCGAUUCCACGAGGGGAUGAAGUCUUGGAGCUGCUGUGGCAUUCAGACCCUGGACUUCGGGGCCUUCCUGGCGCAGCCGGGAUGCAAAGUGGGUAGACAUGACUGGGCGCGGCAGCUGCCAGCGUCUUGCCGUCACGAUUGGCACCAGACAGAGUCCUUGGUGGUGGUGACCGUGUACGGGCAGAUUCCACUGCCUGCGUUCAACUGGGUGAAGGCCAGUCAGACCGAGCUCCACGUCCACAUUGUGUUUGACGGGAACCGUGUGUUCCAGGCGCAGGUGAAGCUCUGGGGGGUUAUAAACGUGGAGCAGAGCUCUGUCUCCUUGAUGCCAUCUCGGGUUGAAAUCUCCCUGGUGAAGGCUGACCCAGGCUCCUGGGCCCAGCUGGAGCACCCCGAUGCACUAGCUGAGAAGGCCGGGGCGGGGGUUGGGUUAGACAUGGAUGAGGAAGAAUCUGAGGAUUCAGAUGAUGAUCUGAGCUGGACAGAGGAGGAGGAAGAGGAGGAAGCCAUGGGGGAAUAGUGACACCAGACAGUCAAGUGUCUAGACAGGACCUCGAUGACUCUCUUAGGAUCUCAGAGGCCAGGAUACGCUUGGCCACGUGAUACUGGGCAGCAGGAGGCUGAAGGAGGAGAGAACAAAAGCGUCCGAGCCAUGCUGUUUUUUUUCCCCCCUAAAUAAAUCUUGUAUUCUACGCUUUCA